Molecule: messenger RNA, 1196 nt
Organism: Myotis davidii
Lineage: Eukaryota; Metazoa; Chordata; Mammalia; Chiroptera; Vespertilionidae
Gene: UBXN10
Product: UBX domain protein 10
Exons: 2
Coding region: 35-880 (281 amino acids)
Molecular function (GO): protein binding
Source: RefSeq, a predicted model, not a curated record
GCUGGAGCGGAGAGGCAAGGGGUCUUGAGAAGCAAUGGCCACAGAAGCCCCUGUGAAUAGAGCCCUCCCUGAAUGCAGCCCUGUCAUCAGCACAGCAGCCGACCGCUUCAUUUGGCAGCCAGACUCGCCGAACAUGCACGUCAUAAGGCCCAAGUCCGCCAAGGGACGGACUCGGCCGCGGCUACACAGACCCCAGGACGCAGGGGUGUGCUCUCACCGCACACCUCCUUCUCCGCCUCCAGCCGUUCCCUGCGAGUCGCCAAGCAGCCAGAAGCCAGGAGCCUGUGCGCCCAGGUCCCCAAACCAGGGCGCUCCCCUUGAGGUCCCCGAGCUGCUGCAGCAGGUGCCCAUGGGCGCUUCCUCCUCCCUCAAUAAGUACCCGGUCCUUCCUUCCAUCAACAGGAAGACCCUGGGGGAGGGGGCAGUGGAAACAGUAGCUGAAAGGGCCGGCUCCCUGCAUCUGAGCAGCAUCCAGGCUCUUUACCAGGAGGAGACCUGCACCAUGGAGACCAGCCAGGAAGAUUCCAGAGCUCCAGCUCGUUUCCCGGAGAGGAAGCUCGUCGUCCAAACCAGGAGGCCGAGCUCCCCUGGGGCUGGAGACCUGGAGGAACCAUCAGAUCAAGAGCCGAGGCUGCUGCUGGCCGUCCGAUCCCCGUCAGGCCGCAGGUUCGUGCGCCACUUCCGGCCAACGGAUGACUUACAGACCAUCGUGGCCGUGGCCGAGCACAAGAACAAGGCCACCUACCGACACUGCAGCAUUGAAACGAUGGAGGUGCCCAGGAGACGUUUCUCCGACCUCACAAAGUCUCUGCAGGAGUGCAGGAUCCCGCACAAGUCGGUGCUGGGCAUCUCACAGGGAGACGGGGAGCAGUGGGUCUGAGUCCACAGCCACCCAGCUGGGGUCCCGGGUCUCUGAGCAAGGAGCCUGCUCAGGUGCCAGGGCCUCCUGGGGGCAGGUGGUUCCAAGUGCCACAUGAGCCUGGUGCGGCGAUGAUUCUCAGGACUCUCGUCUUCAGAGCAUCUCCUUUUAAGCAGAGAAAUCUGCACCUGCACCAAGGGCACCGAGAAGAUUCCCUCCUGGUUGUUAGAUUCUCCCCACCCUUGGAGUGAACUGGUCAGCGGCCGGGGCGCUCCCUGCAACAGCUGUGGCCAGGCCUUCUCCCUCCCAGCAUUUUGGGACCUUCCUGGAGCAUCUG